Brassica rapa (field mustard) is the source of this 2985-nucleotide messenger RNA. RefSeq names its product tRNAse Z TRZ4, mitochondrial. Gene Ontology annotation, cellular component: mitochondrion. Gene Ontology annotation, biological process: mitochondrial tRNA 3'-end processing. Lineage: Eukaryota; Viridiplantae; Streptophyta; Magnoliopsida; Brassicales; Brassicaceae. The record is from RefSeq and is a predicted model, not a curated record. Gene Ontology annotation, molecular function: 3'-tRNA processing endoribonuclease activity.
UGUAAAAACAGGAGAAAAGAAAAUAUCAAUCCAGAGAGAAGACUCCGAGGAAGAAGAGGAACUGAAGGAGGAGUAACAGUACGAAGAUGUUAACUUCAAUGCCUCAUCAUAACCUAACCCUCCUCGGCUUCUCUCCUCUAAAGUCUUCCUCUUUCGCUCUCUUCCUCCGACCCUUUUCUCUCUACCCAAUCCUCGCCUCUUCUCCUCCUCCCUCUUCUCCUCGCCGUCCUCGCGCCGCCGGUUACCGUCGCAGCGACCCUUCUCCUCGCUUCCCUCCGCGACGAAAGUGGAGCAGCUUCGAGGAGGAGAAGAGUAGGCAGAGGAAAGGCAUGUCGUCUUCUUCAGAUUCCUUCGAGUUUAACAAGAGGAGAGCUGAGGGAAAGGAUAAGAUCGAUAAGCCUAAGAAGAGUCUCAAGAGGAACACUCGCACGCUUAAUCCCACCAACACCAUUGCCUAUGUCCAGAUACUUGGAACGGGGAUGGAUACACAGGACACGUCACCUUCUGUAUUACUCUUCUUUGACAAACAAAGAUUCAUCUUUAAUGCUGGAGAGGGCUUGCAACGUUUCUGUACAGAACAUAAAAUUAAGUUAUCAAAGGUGGAUCAUAUAUUUUUAUCUCGUGUGUGCUCAGAGACAGCAGGUGGACUUCCAGGUCUUCUACUGACUCUAGCUGGUAUUGGUGAAGAUGGUUUAUCCGUGAACGUAUGGGGUCCUUCAGAUCUCAAGUACUUAGUUGAUGCUAUGAGGUCAUUCAUCCCUCGUGCAGCAAUGGUUCACACACGAAGUUUUGGCCCAUCUGACUCCACUCCUCAGAUUAGCUCGAGUAAAGCCAAGGAUGAUCCCUUUGUUCUUGUUAAUGACGAAGUUGUGAAAAUCUCCGCUAUUCUCCUUGAACCAGGAAGCAAAUCUGGCGAAACGUCGGUUGUGUAUGUUUGUGAGUUACCUGAAAUCAACGGAAAAUUCGAUCCGGCCAAGGCCAUGGCUCUUGGGCUCAGAGCUGGUCCAAAAUACGGUAAACUCCAGUCUGGACAGUCGGUGAAGUCAGAUUUCAAAGAUAUCACGGUUCAUCCGAGUGAUGUGAUGGGACCUUCGGUUCCUGGUCCUGUUGUUUUGCUUGUGGACUGUCCUACAGAGUCACACGCCGAGGAACUGCUAUCUACUCCAUCGAUGAAGAGUUAUUAUUCAACAGAUGGGGAUAAGUUUGUUAAUUGUAUUAUACAUUUGAGUCCAGCUUCUGUGACGAAUAGUGCGACUUACCAGAGCUGGAUGAAGAGGUUUCAUUCUGCUCAGCACAUUCUCGCUGGACAUGAGACGAAGAAUAUGGAGUUUCCGAUCUUGAAAGCCAGUUCUAGAAUCACAGCUAGACUCCACUAUCUAUGCCCACAGUUCUUUCCAGCUCCUGGCUUUUGGUCUCCUCAACAUGCUAAUGACUCGACAAAUCCAGAUUCUUUUAGUAAGUGCUUUGGUUCAAGUCUUGGUGAAAACGUUUCAGCUGAAAAUCUUCUCAAGUUCACUCUGCGUCCACAUCUCAACCUCGGGAUAGACAGAUCUUGUAUCCCUAGUCAAUUAACUUCCUCGCGUGUAAUAGACGAGCUACUCUCAGAGAUUCCUGAGAUCAGCUCCAAGACCGAAGAAGUCAAACGGUUAUGGAACGGACCACACAACAACAAGAUGAUGAUCGAAGAGCCGUGGCUGAACGAGAGCACUGUCCCAAGCUGUCUCGAAAACAUCAGACGAGACGACAUGGAGAUAGUCCUUUUAGGCACCGGUUCAUCCCAACCUUCAAGAUACAGAAACGUCAGUGCGGUUUACAUCGACCUAUUCUCUAGAGGUAGCAUUCUCUUGGACUGCGGGGAAGGUACUUUGGGCCAGCUUAAACGAAGAUACGGUUUACAAGGAGCUGAUGAAGCGGUUAAAAAAUUGAAAUGUAUAUGGAUCUCUCACAUCCAUGCUGAUCACCAUACGGGGCUUGCUAGGAUCCUUGCUCGUAGACGUGAGCUUUUGAAAGGAGGGGCUCAUGAGCCGGUGAUUGUGGUUGGACCGAGACCGCUUAAAAACUUCCUCGAUGCGUAUCAAAGACUUGAGGAUUUGGAUAUGGAGUUUCUUGAUUGUAGGAACACCACUUCAACUUCUUGGGCUUCUCUAGAAACCACCAGCCCUGAGAAAACUACCAGCAACGGUAGUGCAGAAGGUUCUUUGUUUAGUAAAGGAAGUCCAAUGCAGAGUAUAUAUAAAAGACCGAGUAGCCCUUUAACAGACAAUGCUUCAGCUUUACCGUAUUUGAAGAAACUGAAAAGGGUUCUAGGAGAAAUGGGUUUAGAGGAUUUGAUUAGUUUUCCUGUUGUGCAUUGCCCUCAAGCCUUUGGGGUUGUUUUAAAAGCAGCAGAGAGAAAGAACAUGGCCGGAGAUAAGAUUCCGGGUUGGAAAACUGUUUACUCAGGCGACACAAGGCCUUGUCCUCAGAUGGUUGAAGCUUCAAAAGGAGCAACUGUUCUUAUACAUGAGGCCACGUUUGAGGAUGCGUUGGUAGAAGAAGCUGUUGCAAAGAACCAUAGCACGACUAAAGAAGCAAUCGACGUUGGAUCUUCGGCAGGAGUGUACCGGAUCAUACUGACUCAUUUUAGCCAGAGGUAUCCGAAGAUUCCUGUGAUUGAGGAGUCUCAUAUGCACAACACAUGCAUUGGUUUCGACAUGAUGAGUAUAAACAUGGCGGAUUUGCAUGUGCUUCCAAAGAUUGUUCCUUACUUCAAAAACCUGUUCAGAAACGUGGUGGUUGAUGAUGAAGAUGAUGAAGGAGAAGAAGAGAGUGAUGAUGGUUUGAUGAUGAGUGUCAACAAAGUCUCAAGCUUUUUCCGCAAUUAGAAUGUUUGUUUAUUUAGUUUUUGGUGUUUGCUUUGUUAUUUUUGAUUCGAAUUAAUUGAAUUUUUCUUGUAGCAGAAAUAAAUAGAAAUUAAUUUAUAAAAUGUGAAUGUGAAAGCUUCUU